Molecule: messenger RNA, 480 nt
Organism: Musa acuminata subsp. malaccensis (wild Malaysian banana)
Lineage: Eukaryota; Viridiplantae; Streptophyta; Magnoliopsida; Zingiberales; Musaceae
Product: protein transport protein Sec61 subunit gamma
Biological process (GO): protein targeting; post-translational protein targeting to membrane, translocation
Cellular component (GO): Ssh1 translocon complex; membrane
Molecular function (GO): transmembrane protein transporter activity
Source: RefSeq, a predicted model, not a curated record
ACUCUCCGGUCGUCAUCGUUCUCACAUCGGUCUCGAUCUCGAGCGUGGGGUUUUGUGAUCCGCGAUCGAGAUGGACGCCCUCGACUCCGCCGUCGACCCCUUGAGGGAGUUCGCCAAGGACAGCGUCCGCCUCGUCAAGCGGUGCCACAAGCCCGACCGAAAGGAGUUCACGAAGGUGGCCAUCCGUACAGCGAUCGGGUUCGUGGUGAUGGGAUUCGUAGGGUUCUUCGUCAAACUCAUCUUUAUCCCGAUCAACAAUAUCAUCGUCGGUUCCGGUUAGGUCGCGGGAUAUAACGAAUUGGGUGUUUCGCAUUGUAGGACAACAAAAAUGUCUCUUCCAUCAUAGAAGAGUUUGCUGGUUUUGUCUUCCAGCAUUUUAACCGUCAAAGGCACAUUUUGGGGGAACAUUUGUUGGUUUUUACCCAGAAUCUGCUAUGGAGCCUACUAGGGAAUAAGAUAUGCUUAGGACAUUCAUUGUCA